AAAUCAGAAAUAACAACUAUAUCUUAUACUGAAGAACGACAAGAAAUUGAAAACAGUUUAUUAUACAAAGAAUUCAACAAACCAAAAAAGAAUAAAGAUCUUGAAGACUUUGACAAAUAUUUAAUUAUUCUAGGAGCAAUAACACUUGCAGAACAAAAACUAGAAGACUUUGAACAUAGAUAUUGGCUGAACGAUCUAAUACAAAAACAAUUGCGAAGCAGAUUAGAAUUAACACCAGACUAUAGCUUAAGAAAUUUUAAAACAAUUCGACUAACUUUAAAAAAAAACUGA
Dentiscutata erythropus is the source of this 291-nucleotide messenger RNA. Lineage: Eukaryota; Fungi; Glomeromycota; Glomeromycetes; Diversisporales; Gigasporaceae. The record is from the annotation of a GenBank genome assembly.